AUUUUGACCUAAAUGGAUAAAAAAUCUCUUAAUUGGUGAAGGAAGUGACUUUGAAGCCAGCUUUCUAACUCCUGAUAUCAAAUAUCAUAAUGAGGUCCUAUAAUUAUGUAGCAACUACUUUUUACUCAAAUGUAGGUAAAACAUCGAUUAUAAAGGAUUGCUCCCAAAAUGCGUAUGGCUAUCAUUUUCGACCUGUGGAUUUAAUAUGAAGAUUGCUAUCGGUAGCAGAAUGAACUGGCCUCUGAAUAAUUGAGACAUUCUUCCGAUCAACAACUCAAUUAGGGUCACCUGAACAUUGCAAUCAGAGCAAUUUAUGAUUUAUGCCUUAGCAUAAGAUAAUCCCUUUGCUUCUCCAGUGCAGUAUAAAUUUGAGUUUCUAGAAGUGUUGCUUCCAGAUGCAAGCAAUGGAAGUCACGAAGCUGUACUAUCUUUGCAUUAUCUUUCAGUUACAUUUGAUCGUUAAAGGAAUUGAAUGGAAUAAUUUCUUCGAGGUAUCGAAUACUUACUUCAAAGCAAGACAUGUUAAGUUACUGACAGUGGUCAAUUGCUUCAACACCGUAGAUAAUUUCCAAUUGACAAAAAACUAUCUGGAAGCUGGCUUCUUCGUGCGAAUAAUCGAAAGGUUCGACCAUUUCAACGUAUCAGGAAAUGGAAACAGUGGUGUUGUAGUAGAUGGUUCAUGUGAAACUAAAAUGCGCCAACUGUUGACAAUCAGCAGUCUCAAUGAGUUCAUGCAGACUAACAUUUUCUGGUUGUUUUUGGAGGAGGUGCAUGAAUCCGACAAGUUGGAAGUUCCAGACACAAUCAGAACACGAUAUAAUGAUGACUUCAGACAUGUUGAAGCUCUUCCUGGAAGCAGCGUUGCGGUUGGCGUAUUCCAGUCGUCGUGGAGACUAUUCGAUGUGCACAAGAAGCAUUCUAAAGGUAGUUUGAUAUUCAAAGAUAUAUGCUACCACGGUCGGAAUCUGAUGGAAUCCACCAACAUGCAGCGAGCACUACUUCGUUUCAAUAAAAAUUUGAAGGAACGCAGAAACUUGCGAGGGUACAGAAUGCCUACGGCAAUUGCGAUAACGUCUCCCGAGAAACAUACAGGGAUCAACGAUAUGUCGGACACUUUUCACGAUUUGUACGCCAAAUCUACGUUUCCGCUUAUCAAGGAACUGAUGUAUGAUGUUAACUUCACCAUAAAUAUGAUACAAGUCGAUUUAGGUGGUUGGAAAAUUAACGGUACAUUCAAUGGACUUAUGGGACUGUUGGCAAACCGUACCGUCGAGCUUGUAGCUAUGGGUGUCCUAAUGCGGUCCGAAAGAAUGGAAGUGUCAGAUUAUAUCACCGUUGCUUUUCUGUUGAAGACUUGCUUUAUCUUCAAACAACCUCCACUAUCGUUGGUUUCCAACAUCUUUGAGCUGCCGUUCAGUGGUCAGGUUUGGCUCAGCUGCUUAGGAUUCAUAAUCGUUUGUUGGAUUACCAUGAUGAGCGUCAGGUUUUUUGCUAGACGAGAGAAUCUUACUCCAGGGGAUUCUUUGACCUUCAUCAUUGGAACAAUGUGCCAGCAGGAUAUCAAUCUGAGUGCACACUUCAAUUCGACAAAAUUUCUUUUCUUCGUGGCAAAACUGGCCAGUUUCUUCAUAUUCGCUGCCUAUUCGGCAACGAUCGUAGCGCUGCUUCAAAGUCCAAGUCGAGCUAUUAGGUCGGUGGACGACUUGACGGCAUCUCCCCUGAAGGUCGGAGCCAUGGAUACAGUCUACACGUGGGUUUACCUCAAUGAAGCCAAGGAUGCACAGGUCCAGAACCUAUUUCAGAAAAAAAUCAAGCGUUACGGAAAGAACUCCCUCAUCGAAGCUGACGUCGGAAUGAGACGAGUUAAGGACGAGCUGUACGCUUUUCAGGUGGAAUCCAACGCGGCAUAUCUAUUCAUCAAGCAGACAUUCACUCCGCAGGACACCUGUAAGAUACACGAGUUGGAAGCGAUCAAGGUGGCUCCCUUUGCCAUUCCGGUUCGGAAGGGUAGCAAGUAUCGGGAACUGUUCCGUCAGCGAUUAAUAUGGCAGAUGGAGGUCGGCAUCAAGCAUCGCGCGAAUAGAAUUUGGAUUGCCCAUAAGCCCAAGUGUGAGUCGGGAGUUGUUGCGUUCAACUCGGUUGGCCUUAAGGAAUUGAGGUUCCUGUACAUUCUUCUACCCGUCGGGGUAGCUCUGGCUUGGUUCAUUUUAGGUGCCGAGCUGUACCGGAAGAAGAAAUUGCAAAAGGUUGAAGAGGGCUCGAAGACUUCUCCGAGUGAUGGGGAAGAAGUGAUGAAUGAAAUUAAACUGAAACUGGUUUACGAUGGUUAUUUGAACUGAAAAGGCUUCUGGAGGAUGGUUAAUA
This is a messenger RNA of Aedes aegypti (yellow fever mosquito), 2364 nucleotides long. RefSeq lists its product as uncharacterized. The transcript is spliced from 3 exons. Gene Ontology annotation, cellular component: membrane. The coding region runs from base 396 to 2339 and encodes 647 amino acids. Gene Ontology annotation, molecular function: ligand-gated monoatomic ion channel activity. Lineage: Eukaryota; Metazoa; Arthropoda; Insecta; Diptera; Culicidae. The record is from RefSeq and is a predicted model, not a curated record.